UGGAACUUUAGUUUAAGUGAAUAAGCUUUAAGUUAUUCUAGUCAUAACAUACCAAAGAACACCAGUUUAAAACUAUGUGCCUAUAAGUUUAAAAAUACUCAAAAUCUAAUUUACUGCUAUAGCAAAUAGAGUGAAAAAAUAAGAUAAGUGUUAUAAAUAAACAAGUGAAAGCGUCUAAAGACUUAAGUGAAGUUUAGUGUUAGUGUGUACAGUGGCAGUGUUAUUGUGAGUGAAGUGAAAAAGAAAGAAAUCAAGAUGCUGCCAGUACCGCAGGAUCGCAUGUCUGGUCGCAGGAGCAGUUCCAUCGUCAGCCGAACAUUGCUUGGACGGAGAGCGUCGGUCUACGUCACAGGGGCUCAUCAGGACCCUGCCAAGCUAAUAACCGAGAUCAACGUCCAACUGGCGUUGUUCCGGGACCUGCUGAUCCACAUCGGGCAGUCGCAUGACUGCCCGGAGUUGCGCGAGCGCGUGCGCCGCCUGCGCCGCGCGUGCGUGGAGGCCACGAAGCAGACCAGCCAGCUCGUGCUGCCUAACUGUAAGAAGUCCACGAGCGAAGGGUGCUCCGAGCAGCCACAGAUGGUGCUGCUCUACUUUAUGGCGCAGCUGCUUCUGAGGGAACUGGCCAAGUGCCAUCGGCUGGUCCAACUCGUGCCCAUGGAUAUGACGUCAUAUUAUGAAAAUCGAGCGGGCCCGUCGAAUUUCGGAAACGUCAUCAGUCAAAUUCUGCUGUGCAAGCAGAUCACGCCUGACUUCAACCAAGAGGAGCUGUGCAGCAUCGCCAAAGACACGCAGGAGAUCACCAGGAUAGUCAACGACAUCCAGGAGUACCUGCCGCAGCAUGAAAGCCUCAACCAUUUAGAGACGAACGUUGCGCUGAAAGGUGACGACGUUAGCGGCCUAUGGAGGAACAAAAGGCGGGGCUCCAUGUACAAAGGCAUGGGAGUGCUUUGUUGUGUUUCGAGGCCCAACUACCUCUGAGGGUGACGAGGCUCGCCGACGCGGCGGCCCAGCAUGCACACGGACUGAUCCCCAUCUGUGAACGUGCUUACCUAUUCCGAAAACUAAAAACGUGUUCAGUGAAGUUUAGGCCACGAGAACUCUAUGACUACAGAAUCAGUAUUCCUAGGUAGUGAGUCCGCAGUGAACACUGCACGUAUUUGUGUAUAAUACACAUAAAUUAGCCGAGUUAAGGUUAAAGUUAAUUAAUUACGACAAUUUGUCACAGGAUUGGACACCAAGUUAGAAGAUAUAAAUUAAACAAUCGAAUGUUCAAACUACCAUCAGACAUAUUUUUUGUAAUCAACGCCAAUGAAAGUUUGGAAUAUUGGAAAAUUUGAUUUACAAUGCGUGAGAGUAUAAAUGAAAACAGAUUACAUGAAUAUUUAUAUCAGAGUAGUGGAACGCGCUCGUGAUUCGGGCGUACUAGUACUUAGUACAUUAUAUACGCCCAAGUAUAGUACAUAUUAAGUGAUAUAAUAGUGGAUGUAUGCAUGUUUGUACGAGUACGCUGUACAGAAUAGUAAAUGAAAGGGUCCAUUGUUUAAAUUAGACGAUAAAUAUCUAACGAUGGUGGAGAUUCAAGUAUGUACAGUAAUCGCCAACUGCGCGUAGUUCAAUUGAUAUGUAGGUAGCUAUUAAUUAUAAUGAGUAUACUAAAAUCAAUAAUUAAUUAUACACCUAAUUAGAAAGAGUUAUUGUGAAUUGCCUGGAAUGGGAUCAAUUGCGUUUAAGUAGAAUUAAAUUGAAAUUGUUAUAUUUCUUUGCACAAUAUCUCAUAAUUCCUUUAUUUUACCACCAUUUGACUCCAAUUACUUUAAGAUAUUAAUAACGGCCAUUGUUUUAGUCGUAGAUCUUCUUGAAUACGUUUUUAUACUUCUGUAUCUAUAUGCCUUAUCUUUAUUAUUUUAGCUCAAAAUUUUUAAACUGAUAAUUAUUAACUAUAACACAUAUAAAAUAAUAAAUUUAAAAAGACUUAGGUUAAAUUAGAAACAUAAUGAUCUUCAUCACAUUAUUAUCAGCACAUAUAAUUUUAAUUAGACUGAAAAAAAUUGUUAAACUUGUUGAACACGAGGUAUACCAUGCAAGUUUUCAUCAAACUAGAUACAUUAUUAUGUUAAACAUAUGUGUUUAUUAUACCAUUUAAUAGAUAGUUUUUUUAUACAUAAAAAGUUAAUAAAUAAAGUUUACCAGCAUCUAAAUACACCCGAACAAAGCUAGUAGGCAAGUAAUAUUUUUUAAUCAACCCUGCAGCGAAAGCCUCGUAGUGAGCGUCCAUUGCCGCAGUUAACGUGUGGGGUUUAAAAAUAACCUCGUAAAGGUCAAUUCUAUUAAUUUAUUUUUUAAAAGCAAUAAUGCUAUGCUUUAUUGUUGCAAUUGUGAUAAUAAACAAUAAACUAUUAGGCUGAGUUGCACCAUCUUACCUUAACUUUGAUAAACGUCAAAUAUCUGUCAAAUUCCAUACGAAAAGCACCGGUUAUUUGUUAAUGUUACGGUUAAAAUAAGUUGAUGCAAGCCUUAGAAAUACAAAGUCUAGACCGAUGGUAAUACCUAUUCAAAAUCCCCAAUUUUCGACUUUGAUCUGAUAGAAGUGAAAAAAUGAGAGUUAGGAUAUAUGCACAUUGAACUCUACGAUAGAGGCAUGUAUUUUCGUUUAUUAAUUACUUCUGUAUUAACAAUAACUACCUAAACAAACAAAAAUAAAUCGCAACACAAUCUAAAAAC
This is a messenger RNA of Ostrinia furnacalis (Asian corn borer), 2721 nucleotides long. It is a transcript of the gene dcma, whose product is annotated as decima. NCBI's taxonomy places the organism in Eukaryota, Metazoa, Arthropoda, Insecta, Lepidoptera, Crambidae. The transcript has 5 exons. The record is from RefSeq and is a predicted model, not a curated record. The coding region runs from base 256 to 978 and encodes 240 amino acids.